This is a messenger RNA of Adineta steineri, 951 nucleotides long. Lineage: Eukaryota; Metazoa; Rotifera; Eurotatoria; Adinetida; Adinetidae. The record is from the annotation of a GenBank genome assembly.
AUGUCUAAAGUCAAGAGAACAUUCGGUACCGGAAGUUUUAACAAAAAAGGAGAAAGAUUUAAAACACCUGAACAAGUGUCGCAAGUUCUUAAUAUUCUCAAAGAAAAUGGAAUUGAUGAGCUCGAUACAGCAAGAUUAUAUGGAGAAGGAACCAGUGAAGAAUUACUCGGUGAAACAACAGAAUUCCAAGCAUUUACAGUUUCCACCAAAGCAAAUCCUAUGAUAAGCAAAUUAACAAAAGAAAAUACCAUUAAACAAUGUGAUGACAGUUUAAAGGCAAUGAAACGAUCCUCUGUUGAUAUCUUUUAUAUUCAUGCACCAGAUCGAGAAACUCCUUUCGAAGAAACAGCUCAAGCGAUUAAUGAUCUUUAUCAACGAGGAAGUUUCAAAAGAUUUGGUCUUUCUAAUUUUACUGCAGAAGAAGUUCAACAAAUGUACGAUAUCUGCAAAGAAAAGAACUAUGUUCUUCCAUCGGUAUAUCAAGGAAACUAUAAUCCGAUUACGCGAAAAAAUGAACAAGAAUUAUUUCCACUACUAAGAAAAUUAGGAAUACAUUUUUAUGCUUAUUCACCAAUUGCUGGAGGUUUCUUGGUUAAAACACCAGAUCAAAUCAAAAAUAGUCAAGCUAAUGGUCGAUUUGACACUUCGACUAUGGCUGGCCAGUACUAUACAAGUCUUUAUUGUAACGAGACCCUUUUCUCGGCACUAGAAGCUUUUCAAGAUCGUUGCAAGAAACUUAAUAUUAAACCAUCAGAAGCUUGUUACUCAUGGUUAUUAAAUCAUUCAUUAUUGAAGGAAGGAGAUGCUAUUAUUUUGGGAGCAUCUAAUCUUGAACAACUUCAUGAGAAUCUUCGUGAUUCACGCGGAGUAGCACUCAAUGCGGACGUUAUUCAGGCAUUAGAAGAUUUGUGGAAAAUGGCAGAAAAAGACGCACCAAAGUAUCAUUUCUAA